AUGAGCUGGGCAACUGCUAGGAAAAAGGCGGCUUCGGGUUGUGGCCCCAACCUGUCCGUGGUGAGUGGACGCUCUAUUGGGGAGCAGAGGCGACUCGCGCAUAGCAUGUCAAAGCAGGCCACGAUUAAACCGCUCGCGGCUGCUGCGACGACGACGACGGCUACCGCGGAUGCCACUAGACCCAUGUCAUCAUCGUCUGUGGCCAGAGUCAAGAAACAAGCCUUGGAAAGGGACGUCAUUGUCUCUGUGCUAGAGUCAACAGCUACGAGACGAGAUGCCAGAGGCUAUCUGCAAAAAUACACCGCCAAUCAGUCCGGUGAACCAGAGUUGGGAAGAACACCAGACAGCCAGAAAUUCACCAGUGCUCUUUCUGUGGCCGAGCCCGUCAAUAUCGCCAUUGUUAUGCUACGCGAUCCGCAGCAUCUUGUCCAGAGCAUAGUCGACGGUAUUGCCAAGACCAUCGCCCAGUUGCGCGCACUUGGUCUCCUCAGCGCCGUAGUCAUUGAUUGCACCGGAGAUAGCAAUCGUCAGAUGUUUGAAGACGAGUCGCUCCGGCUUUGCGAAGCUGUUGACACCUUCGGCAAACCUGGCGCCAAGGUCAUCAGCGACAUCUUCAUCGGGGAAGCCCCGGACGCGCCGCGACCUUCGGUGCACUCCAACUCCAUUAGAGUCAGCGAUCGCGGCCUACUGAAGCGCGCUUUUGAGCGCAGACUCGUACCUGUUAUCGCGUCCAUGUCUGCUCGAGAUGAAUUAUCUGCUGCCAGACCUGCUAGUGUGGAGCAGACGGUGCUCGCGUUGACGACGUUCCUGUCCGGCCUUCAGUUCGACAAGCCCCCUCUUCCGGAUGCAAGCGGAAACAGCAAGAACAUCUGGCGACCGGAAAAGAUUGCUUCAGUAGAGCGUGUCAUUUUGCUCGAUGCGCUAGGCGGUACCCCGACUUCUGGUCGUGGCAUUGGCGUGUGUCACCGUUUUAUCAAUCUUGAGCAAGAAUACGAGAGGCUUUGUGCGCAGCUCUUGGGACCAGAAGGGUCCCCGGCGACAGGAAGUCCAAGCGGUAAGCCGACAACCAACAAUCACGUCUCAAACUUGUUUCUGGCCAAAGAAACUUUGAGCAUUUUGCCGCCGUCGUCGUCUGCUCUCAUUACCACGCCUUUCGCAGCCGCAAACACGAGCCCAAUCUACUCCGAGCCGCGUUCCAUCAAGAUGGAAGAGAGUCAGCUGGGAUUUGAUGGCAUGGUCACUACCCGCAAGAAGCAUAAUCCGAUUCUCCACAACCUCUUAACAGAUAAACCAAUAUAUUCGUCGUCUCUACCGCUGCAACGAAUUCAAGACGGGGGCUACCGCAUAGACCCGAGCGACUCUACGGCGGCUACAUUGGUCAAGAGGGGCAUGCCGUUGACCAUAUAUCCGGAUCCACGAGAGAAUCCCUGGCGGCCGCCCAAGACGGGGGCAUCGCGCUGCCGGUUGACGGAUAACAAUGUUGAUUUGCCUCGGUUGGUGCAUCUCAUCGAUGACUCAUUUGGUAGAAAGCUUGAUGUGCAACAUUACCUGAACCGCGUCAACGACAACCUCGCUGGCAUCAUCAUUGCAGGCGAGUACGAGGGCGGCGCAAUUCUCACGUGGGAGAAGCCCGAAGGAGUGACAGACCAGGAGGCGUACGAACGGGGACUCUACGUGCCAUAUCUCGACAAGUUUGCCGUGUUGAGAUCUCGACAGGGCAGCGGCGGCGUCGCCGACAUUGUCUUCAACGCCAUGGUGCGGGACUGCUUUCCAGAGGGCGUCUGCUGGCGAAGCCGCAAAAACAAUCCCGUUAACAAGUGGUACUUUGAGCGUUCCGUUGGCACAAUUAAGCUAUCCGACUCCAACUGGACUAUGUUUUGGACAACGCUGGGUCUGUGUGGGCGCCAGCCAAAGCUGCAGCACUACGAAUCUGUGUGUCGUAGUGUACAGCCAAGCUGGGCAGACAAUCAGCAUAUUGUAGACUAG
Beauveria bassiana ARSEF 2860 is the source of this 1986-nucleotide messenger RNA. Its product is annotated as amino-acid N-acetyltransferase. The transcript has 2 exons. Gene Ontology annotation, cellular component: mitochondrial matrix. The coding region runs from base 1 to 1986 and encodes 661 amino acids. The record is from RefSeq and is a predicted model, not a curated record. Gene Ontology annotation, molecular function: L-glutamate N-acetyltransferase activity, acting on acetyl-CoA as donor; arginine binding. NCBI's taxonomy places the organism in Eukaryota, Fungi, Ascomycota, Sordariomycetes, Hypocreales, Cordycipitaceae. Gene Ontology annotation, biological process: L-arginine biosynthetic process.